This is a messenger RNA of Coregonus clupeaformis (lake whitefish), 1931 nucleotides long. RefSeq names its product cyclic AMP-responsive element-binding protein 5-like. The coding region runs from base 60 to 1520 and encodes 486 amino acids. Gene Ontology annotation, molecular function: DNA-binding transcription factor activity, RNA polymerase II-specific; cAMP response element binding. Gene Ontology annotation, biological process: regulation of transcription by RNA polymerase II. The record is from RefSeq and is a predicted model, not a curated record. Lineage: Eukaryota; Metazoa; Chordata; Actinopteri; Salmoniformes; Salmonidae. The transcript has 11 exons.
CGUGGUUCCUCUCAACUCAGUGCCGCUUGUCCGCUUCACUUGUUAGGUUUGUAAUAGAGAUGAAUGAUGAACAGGACCGGCCCUAUGGAUGCAGCGCUCCUGGCUGCUCACAGCGGUUCCAAACAGAAGACCACCUGAUGAUCCACAGACACAAGCAUGAGAUGACCCUCAAGUUCUCCUACAUCAAGGCUGAUCCCCUCGCAGACCAGACCCCAACGCCGACCCGUUUCCUGCGUAACUGUGAGGAGGUGGGUAUCUUCAAUGAGAUCGAACAGGAGUUCCGCCAGGCGCAGGAGGAGCAGAACAAUAAACAGACUCAGAAUCUCCCUCAGAAUGGAUCAUCAUGUGCGAAUCAGCCCCAGGCACAGCCCCACUCCCAACACCAACCACCGUCCCAUGAUGGUAUGAGGGGACUAAGCUGCAGCAUGGCUGGCCAACAAGCACUGCCCUCUGCCCAGUCCAACUCAGUCAUCACCCAGGCCCCCUCCAUGCUCACACACUCAGGACCAGUCCCUGGGCCCCUCUCCUCCCUACUGCACCUGAGGAACAACAGACAAAGACAGCCCCUGGCCGCCUCCAUGCCUGGCACCCUGCCAGACCCAGCCAUGCAGGGAGCAUCUGCCCAGCACAUGUCUAUGGAAAGACAGAUGUCUAUGGGAUCCACUAUGGUGAGCAUCCAAGGUCCCGCCCACAACACUUCCUGCUCUUCACCUCAGAGGGCUAAAACCAUGGGUCACCCUCACCAACACCAUCACCAACACCAACACCCCGGAGCUGUCGCCAACAGCAACAUGGGUCCCACCUUAGGUCACAUGAUGGAGAUGAUGUCACCGCGGCAACGACACGCUCACCUGCAGCAGCAUCAUCAGCACCUGCAGCAGGCUCCGCCCAUCUCCUACCAGCAGCACUGCCACGCCCCUCCACAUCACCUGGGAAAUUCCCACAGCCAGGGGCACCAAUCAGGGAACGUGCCGCAUCAUCAGGUCCACCAAUCACCUCCCUCGCACCUGCAGGCCAGCCACACCCACCAAACCUCUCCUCACCUGCCCCUCCCCUCCAUAGCUGUUCAGUUGUCUCCAGCAACGCAGCAGAUGCAGUCAUCCCAGCAGACACAUUCCCUGCAUGCAGGCCAGGCGACUGGAGGACGUCGCAGGAGGUCUGUGGACCAGGACCCAGACGAGCGCAGGCAGAAGUUCCUGGAACGCAACCGAGCUGCGGCCACGCGAUGCAGACAGAAGAGGAAGGUCUGGGUGUCUGCUCUGGAGAAGAAAGCAGAGGAGCUCACCCACAACAACAUGCAGCUGCAGAACGAGGUGACCACUCUGAGGUCAGAGGUUGGCCAGUUGAAGCAGAUCCUGCUGACCCAUAAAGACUGUCCUGUCACCGCCCGCCAGAGAGAAUCACAGGGGUACCUCAGUCCAGGGAGUUCGACAGGAAGUCCCUCCCCCCUGUGUCCCGGGUCGCAGCGGCAGGCCAUCCAAUCCAACAGCAUCUCCACCUCCUCAGCCUCCUCAGAUUAAAAAUGAAAGCAUGGGUGGGUGAAUCUCAUUAGUUCAGAAGAGUUGGAUCCAGGGCUGCCCAUGCUGUCCCAGAAUUAGCUAAUGCUAAGAUAGGAGAUGAUCUCUGUAGUAAAUCUCUAUGGUUCAGAAUCAACCCCCCUAGAGAACAGGAUGUAGUUGCUCCUAGACGCUGAGCUAAGGUCAGUUGUGUGUGUCCCCACGCACACAGGGUUUAAUCCCGGGUUCCAGGUAGAGGUUGCCUCUAAUCACAGAUCUACAAUCAGCUCACACGUCCCUUAAUCAUUGGUGGGUGCAUCUCAGUAGUCUAAAAUGGCUCCCUCUCCUGGUCUCCUAGCCUCAAUGGUAGCUUUUCCCAAACUCGGUCCUGGGGACCCCAAGGGGUGCACCUUUUGGUUUUUGCCCUAACACUAC